Molecule: messenger RNA, 1846 nt
Organism: Rotaria socialis
Lineage: Eukaryota; Metazoa; Rotifera; Eurotatoria; Philodinida; Philodinidae
Source: the annotation of a GenBank genome assembly
AUGGCGUCAGCUGAUGCUAUUGAACGGCAAACAGUAUGCCGACGUGGGUUUAUCGGAUCAUUGUAUGAUAUUCGAACAGAUAAACUGGAAGGUACAAACUUGUUCAAAAAAAAAUUACCUGAAGAAUUCAUUGAUGUUAGUGACAAUGCUCAUACCAGUUAUGAACUGCUUUUCAACAAUUCACAAAAGGAAACAUUCGAUAAAAUGAAUAUCGAAGCAAGUUUGAAACUAAGUUUAAUGGCUGGUAUAGUUGACAUAACUGGAUCGGCAAAAUAUCUAAAAGAAACAAAAACCGACAGUCUCACAAUUCGAGUUACAUAUGUCUACAAAGUGAAAACAAAACAAGAGCAGUUACAUAUUGCAAUGGCUGGCUUGUCAGAGUAUUUUUCAGCAGAUGCAUUAGAAAAUUCCAAUGCCACACAUGUGGUGACUGGAAUCAUGUGGGGUGCAAAUGUUGCUGCUACAUUUGAACAAGUAGCUGAAAAUCUCGAGGAAGUGCAAAAAGUGGAAGGAUCCUUAUCAGUUGUUUUGAAAUCCUUGCCAAUCAGUGGUGAAGCAAAACUUGACCUUCAAAAUAAAGACAAGUCCAAAUUUGAAAAAUUACAAAUCAGUUUAUCGGGGGAUAUACUUAUCGAUGAAUGUCCACAAAAUAUUGAGGACGUGAUGCGUGUCUUCAAAAAGGUUCCAAGUCGAAUCAAGACAUUGAAUGAAGGAAAAGGACAACAGCUUAUUUUUGUGUUGUAUCCAUUAAAACGAAUGGCAGAAAUUUUUAAACAUGAAUUACAAAUUAAUAGGAUGAUAAGAGAAGUAUCACAUCUGGUCGUUAUGCGUAUUGAAGACAUUUUUGAAGAUAUUUCGACAGGAAAGAAAAAAUUCAAUGAUUUUCUUAACGAAAUAAAACCAUGGGAACAUUAUAUUUCACGUGAUUGGCGAGAUGCAAUUCGUCAGAAACAGGCUGAACGAAUUGCAGCUGAAGUGAAAACACAACGUGAAUUAUCAACUUUAUUGCAAAAGAUUCGUGGUGGCCAGGCAGAAGAAUCUGAAAUGGAAAGAUUAUUAGACGACUUCGAUCGUAAAAACCCAUGUUCAUCAAUGUCAAUUGAACGGCUUCUGAGAGAAAAGCGAAAUUUGACAUUAAAAAUUCGCGUAUUGAAAGAUUUUCAACCUGAAAAACAUUUGUUGAAAGAAAUAACAUCUAUCAGAGAUAUUUUAUCAGACUUAUAUGAUAAAAAUGUGUAUUUGUUACAUGUAUCUGAAGAAUGGGAAACAGAAGACAGAGACAAUUCGUUGAAGCAGCUGAGAUUUUUUAAAGGUAUGAUCAAGAAUGAAACAAUUGAUUCUGCUUUUAUCGUGAUCGAUUAUGAUUUACAUCAUUCUGAUUUGGAGAAGGACAAAGAUAAAGCAAAUAAAUGUUGUAUUUAUCAUGCAGCACAUGGAAAGAUCAAAUCCAAAGAUUAUUACCAAGAUUCAUUAAAAAAAUUAUCACCUAGUCAAAUUUCAUUUAUUUUAAAAGAAAAUUCAAGUCUUUCAGAAAAAGAUAUUCUACAACGACAUAAAGACUUUCUGACUGAAUAUCCAACAGGGGAACUAACAGACGAUGAAUUCGUCGGAGAAUUACAAAAACUAUAUAAAGAGUACGUUGUAUCCGUAGAUGCACUUUCGAAACAGCAUGAUAAAAUAUUAUUUUUGUUUGACACGUUUAGUGGAAAUUCUUCAAAUUAUUGUGAUUACAUAUUUGCAGCAAUCGAUAAAGACAGAAGUGGCACUAUAAGUUUUAGCGAACUUAUGAGCGCUGUCGCUCUUACAUCGAUCGGAAAUGCAGACAACGUUGAAAAACGCCUUUCUU